UACUACGUUGUCGUCCACGACGGAGUCGAGCACCACGUCGCUGACAAGCACCACAGGAACGAGCAGUACCACGCUGUCCUCCACGACGGAGUCGAGCACUACGUCUCUGACCAGCACUACCGAAGCAAGCACAACGCACACGAGCAGUACCACGUUGUCCUCCACGACGGAAUCGAGCACCACGUCUCUGACCAGCACUACCGAAACAAGCACAACGCACACGAGCAGUACUACGUUGUCGUCCACGACGGAGUCGAGCACCACGUCGCUGACAAGCACCACAGGAACGAGCAGUACCACGUUGUCCUCCACGACGGAGUCGAGCACCACGUCUCUGACCAGCACUACCCACACGAGCAGUACCUCGUUGUCCUCCACGAUGCAGUCGAGCACGAUAUCGCUGACCAGCACUGUGACCACUACCACUGUGACCGCUGUUACCAUGACGACCAGUACCGCGGCCCACACGAGUGCGACCAGCAUGGCAUCCAUGUCCACAGGUACCGCGACCAUCGCCAGUUCAUCCAUGACCAUCACAAGUAUCAUCAGGACCAUUAG
This is a messenger RNA of Prorocentrum cordatum, 558 nucleotides long. NCBI's taxonomy places the organism in Eukaryota, Dinophyceae, Prorocentrales, Prorocentraceae. The record is from the annotation of a GenBank genome assembly.